AUGCCAACAAAUCCGCAAGCCAAAGUACGCCUCCAUUCCUCCGCAACCGUUAGAAACGCCGUCCCGCCCCUGGCAACACAUAUCCUACAAAUGAUUGUCAAUCUACCCAAGGACGGAGCUUACGACUCUAUACUAGUCAUUGUGGACAGUUUCACCAAAUACGUAAUACUGGUGGAAUGUUCUAAGAAGUUGAAGCUCCCGAAUUGGCAGAUCUCUUCCUACGACAUCAUUGUACAAAAAAUUAGGGAUAGACCCCACUUCUCCUCAGCCUACCACCCGCAGAGCAACGGACAAACGGAACGGGUAAACCCCACGGUUGAGCACUUCCUAAGGGCUUACUCAGGGAUUAACCAAAGGGAUUGGUACCGGCAAAUCUCCGUUCAAGGCGCUACAUGGAUGGGAACCCUCACUCACACCAAGCAAUGUCCCUACCAACGUCCCAAGGCAGACAACAUGGCCUCCCAGAUGGAAUCUCAAUGGCGGGAAAUAGAGGCGGCGCUCCGGCAAUCAAAAACACGCAUGACAGCCGGAGAAGGAGAACCAAUCAGUUUUGAAGAAGGGGAAGAAGCCUGGCUCGACGCCAGGAAUGUAAAGCUAAAAACCUGA
Molecule: messenger RNA, 606 nt
Organism: Rhizoctonia solani
Lineage: Eukaryota; Fungi; Basidiomycota; Agaricomycetes; Cantharellales; Ceratobasidiaceae
Exons: 3
Coding region: 1-606 (201 amino acids)
Molecular function (GO): nucleic acid binding
Source: RefSeq, a predicted model, not a curated record